GGAGCGAGUAUGAGGGGCGCGGGCAGGUCCCAGUCACGGUCCCGGGCUCCCACCGCAAGGGGAAGGCUGCGCUGCGCUGUGUCCUUGCCCGCAGGCCGGGCAGCGCCGUGCGCGAGCGCAGGGAGAGUCGAGCCCGGCGGGACGGGCCGGGCCGGGACGCGGCGGGUCCCGGGGACGCGGGAGCCCGGGGCAGCCUGCGCCUUCCCCGCCAGCCCCGGGCAGCCGAGGGGACGCCGGAGGAGCGGGAGCCGGGGGCUCCGGCCAGGACACGGGGCUCGUGCCGGCCCGGCGGGGACCAGGUGCGCGUGGCCGAGGCGGGCGGCAUUACAGGCAGAAGAGCAGCAGCUGCGGGAGGAGCCGGUCCGAGGCGGGGAGAUGCGGGGGCAGGAGCGGAGCCAGGCCAUGCCGCCCCCGCCUCAGCCCCAGGACCCCUCGGAGACCCCCCCGCCGGCACCGGGGCACGACCUCCCCGCCCCGCACGCCUGGCGCCAGCGCUUCCGGGGCCUCCGCUACCGGGAAGGCGCGGGGCCGCGGGAGGUGUGCGGCCGGCUGCGGGAGCUGGCCCAGCGCUGGCUGGAGCCCCAGCGCCGCAGCAAGGAGCAGAUGCUGGAGCUGGUGGUGCUGGAGCAGUUCCUGGCCAUCCUGCCCCGGGAGACGCGGAGCUGGGAGUGGGGGCGCGGCGUGGAGACCUGCGCCCAGGCCGUGGCCCUGGCCGAGGGGGUUCAGCUGGGGCAGGAGGAGGACGAGACGCUCCAGGUCACAGUGAGUGUGAAGGCCGAGGAGGUGUCCUCAGACAAGAUGCAGCUCGUGGGGACAUUGCAGGACCCUGGUGCUUCCUGGCCGGCGCAACUGAGGACCCGUGGUGUGGACGGGCCUGUGGAGGAGUGGGGAGAGAGGGAAACCCUGGGGCCUGGGGACAAGCUACCUCGGGUCCCCAAAGAGGAGCCCUUGCCCCAGCAGGAGUCAGGUGCUGGCACCCUGAGCAGAGCGGAGCAGCAGCUUCCUGAGGAGGGUCCUGGAAACCUGGAGCUGCAGAGGACUUCCCCAGGGAGACCGGAGGAGAGGAGCUCCCUGAUACAUGAGCCAGGCCAAGUGCAGAGGGGACAGGGCAGGCCUCCAAAGCAGGAGGAGAGCUUGGAGCUCCCGGAGGUGUUUGAGGACGUGGCCGUGUAUUUCUCACGGAAGGAGUGGGAGCUGCUGGAAGAUGAUGACAAGGUGCUUUACCAGGACCAGAUGCUGAAGAAUUACCAAGCCCUCAUUUCCUGCGGAUAUGGAGGUCUCACACCUGACUUAAUCUGCCGCAUCCAGCGAGGAGAGGUGGAGCUGUGGGUCUGUAAUGAUGAGGAUGGUGGGGAAACCUCAAGGUUGGAGGACCUUCUGCCAGGAGGUGCCUGGCUGCUGCACAGAGCUGAGAAGCAGCCUCCUGCGGAAAGGCCUGCAGACCUGGAGCCAGCAUGGACUUCCCCAGGGAGUUUGGGCAAGAUGGACACCCCGAGACCAGAUAAGGACCAAUGGCACAAGAGUCAGGGGAGGCCCCAAAAGGAAAGGGAGAAUGUAGCGGUGAACCAGGUACCAUCUGCAGUUGGGUGUGAGAGUGGAGAAGGGGCAGAGCCUGGACUGAGCCCUGGGUGCAGAGAAGAAGUGGAGCUGGGAGAGCUGAAGAGCCCCUGGAAAGAGGCACUGCAUCCGGAUGAAAGCCGUGGGGAGGGUGUCAGGGGGAAGCAGGAGCUCACGGCCAGGCACAGGGGCAGAGCCCACCCCUGCCCUGAGGUCAGAAAAACCUUUAAUUGCCCCUCACCCCUGGCUCUACACAAGAUGAGGCAUACUGGCAAGAAGCCCCUUGUCUGUGCCAAGUGUGGGAAGAACUUCACCUGGUCCUCCCACCUGAUCCAGCACCAGUUCAUGCACACAGGGGAGAAGCCACAUUGGUGCUCAAAGUGUGGGAAGAGAUUCACCCGCUCCUCUGACCUGGCUCGGCACCAGCGCGUGCAUGUGGAAGAGAAGCCAUAUCAGUGCUUGGAGUGUGGGAAGAGAUUCCCUCAAUCUUCCCAUCUGGCCAAACACCAGCUUUUCCACACAGGGGAGAAGCCGUAUCGGUACUCAGAAUGUGGGAAGAGCUUCAUCUCCUCCUCCAAACUGGCCCAUCAGCAGCACAUCCACACAGGAGUGAGGUCACAUCGGUGCUCAGAGUGUGGGAAGAGCUUCACCCGCUCCUCCAACCUGAUCCAGCACCAGGUCAUCCACACAGGGGAGAAGCCACAUCGGUGCUUAGAGUGUGGGAAGAACUUCACUCACUCCUCCACCCUGAUCCGGCACCAGAUGAUCCACACAGGGGAGAAGCCACAUCGGUGCUCAGAGUGUGGGAAGGGCUUCCUUUCCUCCUCUGACCUGGCCCGACAUCAACGCAUCCACACAGGGGAGAAGCCACAUCGGUGCUCAGAGUGUGGGAAGAGCUUCACCUGCUCCUCCCACCUGGUCCAGCACCAGAUGAUCCACACAGGGGAGAAGCCACAUCGGUGCUCAGUGUGUGGGAAGAGCUUCACUCACUCCUCCACCCUGAUCCAGCACCAGAUGAUCCACACAGGGGAGAAGCCACAUCGGUGCUCAGUGUGUGGGAAGAGCUUCACCCGCUCCUCCAACCUGAUCCGGCACCAGAUGAUCCACACAGGGGAGAAGCCACAUCCAUGCUCACAGUGUGGGAAGAGCUUCACCUGCUCCUCCCACCUGGUCCAGCACCAGAUGAUCCACACAGGGGAGAAGCCACAUCAGUGCUCAGAGUGUGGGAAGACCUUCACCCGUUCCUCCCACCUGGUCCAGCACCAGAUGAUCCACACAGGGGAGAAGCCACAUCGGUGCUCAGAGUGUGGGAAGAGCUUCACCCGUUCCUCCCACCUGACCCAGCAUCAGUUCAUUCACACCCAGAAGCAUCCAUAGUUUUGGGGGAAACGCAGGAAAGACCUUGGGUAUGUCCACCUGCUCAGUGCCCACCAGUGGCUGCCUUGAGGCAAGCAGCCUUGUGCUGGUGGACUGCAGCAAGAGUUCACCCAGCCUUGGCCCUUCUAUGGACCUGCAGACUCCACAGGAACCAGAGGCUGGCCCCAGGAUUUGGCGAUGGAAGGGGCUAAGAGGAAAUACCUGAGGCAGAGGCCAGUCUAGAUGCUGUAAGAACCGGUGGCGGACCUCUACAUCAGCCUUGGAGCCUGUGUCUGUGCCAUCAUUCUCUAAAAGUGACCUAUGCUUCAUGUGGGGGAAGAAGUGUCUCCAAAAUAGGGUGCCUUUCCAAGACAACUGGCUCCAAAAGACACCCAGGGACUGUCCUUGCCAGCUCCCACCUCCCUCCUCCAUCCUGGCCCCCAGGAUUCUGGUAUGUCAGGCACCAGAGUUGCAGGAAACAGGACAUUUAUGGCUGGGGAAGCAUUUCCUGACCUCCGCCCUGACCUCACCUCUCCUCCCCACUACAUCACCCCUCCCUAGACCUGCACAUGCCCAUCGUGGUCUGUAAGGAGCUCAGCUGCCACCCCUUGAGUCCAGCGUGGCAGGUUUUGCUUCUCAGCCCCUCUUCCAUGGGUUUUUUUAGCUCUUGGGUGCUGGAGGUGCCAUGUCCUGCUGUCAACUCUGCAGGAUCACACCUUGCUGACGAAUUUGCUUAGCUUUUAUACUGUUUCUUCAAGGCAUUUUGCUUGAUAGUUGGCCUAUUUAAGUCUGAACAAAACAGGGAGGAAAAGGUUGAUUAUCAUAUCACAACUCUUAAUUGCCGGGCUCCUGUUCUUGAUUCUCUAGGUGUAAAGACUUUAUCUGUGGCCCCUGUAAUAAUGGGUCAGUCACAGAUGAUGGGCUUUGAGUGUCCGACAGGAUACUUAGAGGUGUCACCACCAAACCUGUUUUGGGGUGCUUGUAUAUCAAUGGGGAGCUUGUACUGGUGGUGGUCUAUUUACCAAACUGCAGACAUGCAGUGAAUGGCUUGGACAUUUCUAACAUCCUAGAGUGACAUUGGAUUCCUGGUUUGAGCAAUGUGAGACUGUCGGGGACAGAACAUCCUCCCUGUAUUCAGUGUACCUUUUCCAGGUUUCUUUUGAGAUGCAUAUAUAGCCUUUUGUUUUCUUUAUCUGCUAGGUCAAUUGAAAUGCAUAUGUGGUUUCCUUGCCUUCACUGGCUCAGCCUUUCUUUAAAGGUCUUUCUGAGGUACACACAUGUGAUGAGCACAUUGGGUCUCUGCCAACAAUUUUAACUACUUUUAUUAUGGUAUGGCUUGGGUCUGGUCUUGGGUAGUGCAAGCACUCCCCUGUCUCAAUGCCUAAUGGGUUACAAGCUAUUAGCGGAGUUUGAUUAUCUUGUGGCAGUCUUGUUACCACUGUCCAGUCUUGCCCCAGCCACUGUCCUGCACUUUUAUUUUAUGUCCAAGCUUUCACAGUUUUCAUAUUUAAUUGUUGCUGAAUGUGUAAGUGGCUGUGCGGGUUGGGGGCAACACAUAUAGGUGAGGGGGUAUAUGUCAAAGGAAAUGAAAUCCUCACCACCCCUUUCCAAGAGGGGAGCAUGGCUGCAGAUCAGUUAAGGUCACGUGAUAUGUCUUCACAAGGCCUGACUUCAGGCCGGCUUCCCAAAUGCAGUUCCCACUGUUUUUGUGACGGAGUCUUAUGGAGAAGAGGAUGGUGCGUUACAGAAGUAGGUGCGUAAGCGUUUUGGUCAAUGCCUCGACCAGGGUGGAAUAGGAGCAGAAGGAGGCACCUCAGUUAACUAGGGUCCCUACUAGCCAAAAUGGGUCUGGCCCCGUGUGGGGAUGCAGGCAGCCUCACUUGCUGCGAAGAGAAAGGCCAAAUGGCUGCUUGUGUCCCAUGACAGCUCCAGCAAGUACCUAAGGACAUGGGAAAGUGCAGAUGGGACCCUGCUGAUGAAGUCAGACCUCCACUUACACCCAUGGACGAAGCCAUCCUAAGCUCCACAUCCUCUUGGAUCAUGGCAUUCUCCCAGGAGGAAUAAAGCCAGGAGAUGUUUUCUUUUCAUAGUUUCAUAGUAGCUAGGGUCAGGAGGGACCUGAACAGAUCACCUAGCCUGACCCCCUGCCACAGGCAGGAAUGAAUGCUGGGUUCACAAGACCCCAGACAGAUGAUCGUCCAACCUCCUCUUGAAUUUGCCCAAGGUAGGGGCGAGGACCACUUCCCUGGGAAGUUGGUUCCAGAUUGCGGCCACCCUAAAUGUAACAUAUUGCUUUCUGAUCUCCAACCCAAACCUAUUCUCCAUCAGCUUAUGACCAUUGUUCCUUGUCACCCCAGGUGGUGCUGGGGAGAAAAAGGCUCUGCCUAUUUGCUGUUGAUCUCCCCUUAUGAGCUUGUAGGAAGCCACCAGGUCCCCCCUUAGCCUCCUCUUGCCAAGGCUGAACAGGUUCAGGUCCCUCAGUCUGUCCUCGUAGGGCCUGUCCUGCUGCCCUCUCUCCAAGUGGGUGGCCCUCCUCUGAACCCUCUCCAGGCUGCCACAUCCCUUUUGAACUGCGGCACCCAGUACUGGAUGCAGUACUCCAACUGCGGCCUGACCAAAGUCGCAUAGAGGGGGAGGAUCACCUCUCUGGACCGGCUGGAGAUGCACCUUUGGAUGCAUGACAAGGUAUGGCUGGCCUUGCUGGCUGCGGUCUGGCAUUGGUGGCUCAUGUUCAUCUUGGAGUCAAUAAUGACUCCGAGAUCCCUUUCCACCUCUGUGCUUUCAAGAGGGGAACUCCCCAGCCUGUAUGUGUGCUGUGGAUUCCUUCUCCCAAGGUCAUUUGUCUACGUUGAACCUCAUCCUAUUCUCAUCUGCUCACUUUUGUAGUCUAUCUAAGUCUAUUUGCAGCCUCUCCCUCCCUUCAAGUGUGUCCACCUCGCCCCACAUCUUAGUGUCAUCAGCAAACUUGGACAGCGUGCUUUCCACCCCCUUGUGAUGACGAUGUUAAACAGUGCAGGCCUGAGGACCGAGCCCUGGGGUACCCCACUGCUCACAUCUCGCCAGGUUGAGUACAACCUGUCCACCACUACUCUCUGGGUGCGCCCCAUCAGCCAAUUUUUAACCCAUCCAACUGUACAGGCACCAAUGCCACAAUCACUUAAUUUAUUGAUGAGGAUGGGGUGAGAGACAGUGUCAAAGGCCUUCUUAAAGUCUAGAAAGACUAGGACCACGGCAACACCAUCAUCCAAAGAUUUAGUUACUUGGUCAUUAAAGGCAAUCAGGUUGGUCAGGCAGGACCUGCCCUUUAUGAACCCAUGCUGAUUGCCCCUGGGCACGAUCUCCCUUUCAGGCCCCCCACAGAUGUGCUCCUUAAUGAUUGUCUCCAAGAUCUGCCUGAGCCCUGAGGUGAGACUUACAGGCCUAUAGAUUCAUAGACGUUAGGGUCGGAAGGGACCUCAAUAGAUCAUCGAGUCCGACCCCCUGCAUAAGCAGGAAAGAGUGCUGGGUCUUGAUGACCCCAGCUAGAUACUCAUCUAACCUCCUCUUGAAGACCCCCAGGGUAGGGGAGAGCACCACCUCCCUUGGGAGCCCGUUCCAGACCUUGGCCACUCGAACUGUGAAGAAGUUCUUCCUAAUGUCCAAUCUAAAUCUGCUCUCUGCUAGCUUGUGGCCAUUAUUUCUUGUAACCCCCGUGGGCGCCUUGGUGAAUAAAUACUCACCAAUUCCCUUCUGUGCCCCCGUGAUGAACUUAUAGGCAGCCAACUUAUAGUUAACUUAUAGGCAGUUAACUUAUAGUUAACUUGGGUCCUCCUUCCUCCCCUUCUUGAAAAUUGGGACCAUAUUAACCAGUUUCCAAUCCUUUAGCACCUGGCCAGAUCACCAUGAUUCCUCAGGCAGCUGGGCCAAGGGCUCCUUGAGGACCCCUGCCAGCUCCCUCAACACCCUUGGUUAUGAUGCCUGCUAGCUCCUUAAUUACCCUGGGGUGCAAACUCAGGAGCAGCUGACUUGAAGACGUCUAGCCUCUCAAGGUGUUCCUUUACAAGGUCAACAUCGAUGGAGGGUAUAAAUUCACCCUCACCCUGGCUGUCCCUCAUCGUGCUAUGCUGGGCUGGUGAAAAAAUAAAGCAAAAUACCCAUUAAGCAGGUUGGCUUUUUCCUGGGUGUUGGUUGUCAGUUCUCCCAUUUGGCUUAGCAGGGGUCCAAUGUUACCUUUGCUUUUCUUCUGACUCCCCACAUAUCUGAAAAAGGACAUUUUAUUGUCCUUGAUACAUGUUGCCAGUUGGAGGUUUUACACGCCCUUGGGUCCAGCUGGCCCCAUGGUACCGUGUGUAACAGGGACUCAGACAAGAGCCCUGUUACUUAGAAGAUUGCGACACGCUGACCUGACGGUGAACCUGGCCAGGUGGGAGUUGCACAGCUGGGACAUGACGAGGGUGAUUAGCGAGCUGAGUGAUGCAUAAAAUCGGCAGUGGGAGACUGACUGAUUGCCUUCGGACACCAGAAGAAGAAAUAAGGGGCGACGGAGUUCCGGGGAGAAAGAAGACGACUUACUGGUGAUCUGGAUGAACUCCGGAAGACGUGAAGCCCUGAGGUGUGCGGCAAGUUAGCUGUGAAGAGGGUCACCUUGCCAAGAAUCCAGUUGGGCGUCGGAUCCCCGAGGGACACAGAAGGGCAGCUGUGAAAGAACCUUUCAUUGCCAGUAAACCCCACUGUGCUGUCAUGGCAGGCGAGUCUAAAGGAAAGAUGGGGAUAAGUGUAACUAUCCCACUCACAAAGUGGUGCAUUGGUCGGGAAUGUUGUGCACUAUCCAGGGGAUAACCUUCAGCCAAUAUUGGCAGUAUGGCGUCCAUGGAUACUCAAAUGCCAACUGACUGGCAGCAGGCGCAUAAUGUUACUUUGCCACUUGUACAAGGACAACAAGCUCAGCUAGAGGAGAUGGUGCGAGAACGUACCCAAGAAGUGGAAGCAUGAAUUUGACUCUUCUUCUGCCAGCAAGAUCUGUGUGAGAAAAUUGAGGUGCAACAGAUGGCGCUCGGGAGAGAAGGUGACGGAGCUAGAUUACCUUCAUGUCUCCAGAUGAUGAUGUGGAAGCCUAUUUAGAGGCAUUUGAGGGAAUGGCAGCUAUCCUGAAAUGGGACCCAGAAAGCUGGGUAGCACAGAUAGGACCUCUUUUUAUAGGUCCGGCACAAGCUGCUUGCAGAGCCCUUAGCAGGGUGGAAGCCAGAGAUUACUGAAAUGUAAAGGCAGAGAUACUAUACCAAAUAGAAAUUUCAUCUGAAACAUAUCACCAAAAGUUUUGGACCUAUAAGGGUUAUGAAGGGGCCCGGCCAAGUCUGUUAGCCCAGAUGCUAAGAGAUCUCGCUGAAUGAUGGUUACAACCAGAGACUCGGACUCUCCAAGAAGGGAUAGAUCUUAUAGUUCUUCAGUAGUUUGAUUGAUCGUAGCAACAGUUCUCAGAGAUGGGUACGACGCCACCAACCUAAGACUGUGGAAGAGGCCCUGCGACUUGCUGAAGACUGUGCUGCAGCAAACGGGGAAGGUGAAGCUCCUAAUAGAGACUGGCCAGGAGGUCUGGCACCUGGUACUAAGCAAGGAACACCUAGCCAGUCACGUCGGGGUGAGAAUAUUUAAAAUUAGGGAAGAGAACUGCAAACCUGGGACUCUAGGGAAGUGACAUGUUAUAGAAGUGGAGAAAAAGGAUACAUCUCUCGAUUCAGCCCAUGGAGAAACCAGACCGAAACUCCGGCUGAUACUACACACAAUGAAAAAUGGAUUGCAAUUUUGGUUGGCAUAAGGUCCAGGGCUGUCAAAAUAAGCUGGUAGUCGAGGUAAGAGUUGGAGAUACCAUCAUACCAGCAGUAGUUGAUAUGGGCUGCUCACAGUCAGUGGUUCAGGUGGACCUUUUUCCCUCCCAUGUAGGGAGCCUGGAGAGUCCAGUGAGCCUGGUCUGUAUCCACAGAGCUUCAUAUACCUACGAACGCAAGAGGGUCCAACUUAUCGUACUCGGUCACCUGGAGAGAUUGCAGUGAGCCUAGCUGAAACCCUGCCCUUCCCCAUGCUGCUGGGAGUAGAUUGCCCUCGUCUGGAGGAAGUAAUUUCCUGAGUCAUCACCAAGAACUGGGGAGAGUGGGACCAAGACUCUGUAACAGUCUGGUUUGAGGAUCCUGCAGAAGGAGAGCAAGGUGACCAGGACAUAGAACAGCUCAUAGGUGAGGGGCAUUUCCGGGAUGAGCAAAGACAAGAACCCCUUUUCCGGAAUAUCUGGCAAUCUCACCUGGGAAGGGAUGAAGGAAAGAUAGUGGAUCUCCAGGAAGCUGGGCAAAGUCCACGGUAUGAGGUAAGGAGGGGCAUCCUCUUAUCGGGUAGAGAACCAAGAAGAUGAGGAGGAGAGAUGUCCAAUCCUUAUCCCCCGCAAGUAUUGGGAGACCCUGCUAUGAGUCGUCCAUACGUUUCCUAUGGGGGGACGUCUAGGAUGGGAUAAGAAGGAGGCAUGGCUGAAAUGGCAAGUUUUCUGGUCUGGCUUGUACAAAAUAGUACAGGAAUUGUGUGUGGAAUGCCCCGAGUGCCAGAAGACGGGGGGUGAUGCCAGGGAGGUUACCCCUGAUACCAAUGCCGCCGGCAGAAUGCCCCGUUUAUCAGAUCGCGCUGGAUGUGGCACGACCAUUUCCUCGAAGCAGUGCAGGGUAUCAAUUUAUUUUUGUAAUCAUCGAUUUGUGCGGGCCGGGCCCCGAUCCCGCCCUCAUCGCCAUGGGCGGCGGUGAUUCCGAUCCCACUCUGGCCGCCAUGGGCAAGCGGGGGGCGAACCGGGGUCGAACCGGACCCGUCUUCGGUGCACGCGGGCUGUGGCCAGCAGCCCGGGCACGCGGGGCGGGAGAGAACCGCAGAGCGGUAUAGUGCACACGAGUUAGAAUUAGUCACGGAGGCGUAAUGGUCAAUUGAAAAGAUUGUUUACUUACACCCAAAGAUGGUAUUGGUGUAGGCUGGACAGGUUUCCAGGCACAGCUCCCGCUUGAACCGUCGUUGGAGGACUCUGACAAAUCGAUUGCUCCCACGGAGUUUGCUAGGAUCCGCGGGUCCGGUUAAGUUGGGUUCGAAAAGUUUCCCCGGAGUUACUUAGGCUCCGCAGGUCCGAAGUUUCAGGAAAGGGAUACGUCUAGGAUUGCGCUCGGCGACGGGGAGAGGCUAGAGGCGCGGUUCAUUCUUCCCUCCGGAGUAGUUAAUGCUCCGUGGGUUCGGUUAUUAAGCCUCUAUUGCCUGCUUAGGGGAGGCGCGCCGGGUCCGCGAGGGUCCACAGCGCUUGGAGAUCUUCACACAGAAUCUUUCUCGUCCUCCCUCCUCCGACUUGGGCGGAAACUACCCAAGCCUUAUGUACGGCUAGCAAGCCAAUCGCUAGCCGCCACGUGUGCCUAAAUUAGGAAUGGGCCACUAACAUGGCGUAAAUCCUAAUACAAAUCGCGGGAACUUCUUUACAGCGUGUAUCACUACGAUGCAAAAGAGAUGCACACUGCAAAGAAGCUACAAUUCGGCGGGAAAUCCCCUGUUGCACCAGAGCUCUGUCCUGCAGCGGAGAGCUCUACCGUGCAAAGAAAGCGACAAAUUGGCGGGAAAUAAUUUAGCGGUGCCGAAGCGCGCACACAAAUAAAAAAAUCACAACUUUGGGUUGUGACACGAUUAUGCUACCCACUUCCCUGAGGCAAUACUCCUGACAUCAGUUAUGGUACAGGCAUAGUUGGGGCUCUCCCAAAGUGGAUCGCAUGGGUGGGCAUUCCCCACGAAAUCCUUACAGACCACGGGAAGAAUUUUAUGUCUAAAUCUUAAAAGGGUUCUGCCGAGUUUUAAAGAUUAAGCAACUGUGUACCUCCAUCUAUCACCCCGGACUGAUGGCCUCGUGGAGCGUUUUAAUCGCACCUUGAAAGGGAUGAUUUGGGCCUGCAUUCAAGGGGAUCCCUGGGAGUGGGAUGUCCUGAUACCUCCCCUGCUCUUCUCAAUAAGGGGGGCCCCACAGGCCUCCACUGGGUAUGCCCUGUUUGAAUUAAUUUAUAGUCUUAGCGCACGGCGGCUUCUGGACCUUAUAUGUGAUGGAUGGAAAGGAGAGGAUGAUGAUCCAACGUUACCACAAGUAGUGACUGAUUUCUGGGAACGGUUGAGAAGGCCCCAAGAGAUAGCCCAGUGAAAUUUAAGCCAAUGCCAAGAAAAAACAAAAACAGCAUGAUGACACCCAGACCACUGAGAGAGAAGUCCAAGUUGGAGACUGGGUGUUGGUACCUACGCCUCCUAUGGAAAUUGGUUCCUGGAGGAAUGAGGGUGCAUGAGACAUAAUGGUAGCAGGCCUAAAAAUAGCUCCUGCUCAAUGUCCGGACCAUCAACUCAACAACCAGACCACUGCCUUGCAUUGACUGUCCCUGAAACCACAGACCUACUCCCAGGAUGCAAUAUUUGAAAGAUAAAGACCCUCCAAGAAACCAGCAACAUGGAAACAACAGAAGAGAACCAGCAACUCCACCAUUGUAUCCCACCGGACACUGAGGACAGCUGGAACUGCAUGACAUCCCCUGAACAGGACUGGCCCUUGCCUGGCCAUGUCCUGCCCACUGCAGUCACAGGUAUGCAACCCUAUAAAAGGGGUGGUAGAGUGUGACCCCCCGCUUGGGACGCCCUCUCUAUUUGGACCAGCACUACGCCACACCACCUAUCCACCCAGAGACCCUGCCAGCAACCCUCUCUGCGAGUGUGUGUGGGAACCAAUAACUUCAUGGUCUGUAUAUUGUGUUGCCUGUGUAAUAACUCAGGCCCCCGGGCUGGUCGGUCUUGCCACAGGCUCCCCACUCAAUCCCCACUCUUUGCCCCCGCCUCUGACCAAACCUCAUGUCUAACUCCCGUCUCUCUGUCCCUCUGCUCCUCAUCCUGCCUCUCUGCCACCGUUGACCACUGUCCCAGUUUUUCCUCUACAUCCUGAUUUCUCUGCCAGCUUCCUGCUCCUCCAGCUCACCGCUGCUCCACCACCUCUACCUCUCAGCUUUUGGCUUUCUUUCCCUGCCUUUUAUCUGGCUCCACUUCCCGACUCUCUACCCUGGCUUUCCCCGCCACCUCUAUGGCUUCUCUGCCAUCCCUUCCCCCCAGCUUCCUACCUCCACGUCCACCACCCCCACUCUCCCAGCUCCACGGCUGGCUCUCCCAGUCCUGUCUCCACCGCCUCCUCUGCCCACAGCCCAAGUACCCCCUGGUCACCAAGCACCCCAGUUCCCCCAAUCACCCCCAAGUGUUAACACAGCCACGGCACCCCGUGUUUGUGGACGCGUGUGUGUGUGUGAACCCAUAGUGUUGUAUGUGUAGUUUGUGUGUGUAUAUAUAAUAUGUGUCAUGCCUUUCCAGCUAGCAGCACAAUAUUCAGAUCCAGAGUGUUGAUGUCACAUGUGUCAAGACAACAUUGUACCAUUUGCACCUACAAGACGCCCACUCAAAACCCCUAUGGUCUCUUCCUGCCCCUCUCCGCUCCCUCUCAGUUGCAGGCCACUAUUUUGAAGGCCUUUGUUACGGAUCUUCCCUAAUUGAUUGGGUUCUCUGCCAUCUGGAGGGUGAGAGAUUUGCUAAGACAGUGCACUGUAUCCCACGUGUAUGUCGGCCCUGUGCCAAGGACACUGCCCAACUGCGGUUGGACCAUAGAGUUCACAUCCACUGCCUCCAAAGCAGUGUAUCCUUCAACAGUAGAUCCCAGUUUGUCUCCUGGUUUGGGCACAAGGUCCUGUACCUUUGGAGUUUGGGGGUCUUGAAUUGACACAUCAUCCACUGAUGAACAGCCAAAGCAAGAGAGCCAGCCAGGUGUUGGCCUUGUUCAAACAUUGGUGUGUGUGUGUGUGUGUGUGUGUGUGUGUGUGUGUGUGUGUAUACACUACUCAUACAAAAGCACUGGCUAAAUUAGGUAUGAUCAGCGAAAGUAUCUAACGCAUGAGCUCCUUAUAUAAGCAGAAAACUUGACACGUUGGCCACAUGAACACUCCAAGGAGGAGAUGGCUGCACAAGGUGGAGAUUAGUGCAAUACCUGGUUGGAAGAGAACAGCCAGGUCAAGAUGUGGAGCAAGGCUGCAGUACAGGAUGGCUCAAGAUAUCCCAGAUAUUUGUGGUAUGUAAUAAGUAAAAAGUGUAUAAAAGCA
This is a messenger RNA of Alligator mississippiensis (American alligator), 13064 nucleotides long. Its product is annotated as zinc finger protein 250-like. Gene Ontology annotation, biological process: regulation of immune system process; regulation of cytokine production; negative regulation of transcription by RNA polymerase II. Bases 10 to 2934 code for a protein of 974 amino acids. Lineage: Eukaryota; Metazoa; Chordata; Crocodylia; Alligatoridae. The transcript is spliced from 6 exons. The record is from RefSeq and is a predicted model, not a curated record.